Molecule: messenger RNA, 6063 nt
Organism: Grammomys surdaster
Lineage: Eukaryota; Metazoa; Chordata; Mammalia; Rodentia; Muridae
Gene: Elapor1
Product: KIAA1324 ortholog
Exons: 22
Coding region: 94-3069 (991 amino acids)
Biological process (GO): positive regulation of vacuole organization; autophagosome assembly
Cellular component (GO): extracellular exosome; lysosome; trans-Golgi network
Source: RefSeq, a predicted model, not a curated record
UUUUUUUUUUUUUUUUUUUUUUCCCUCCUACUGCCAGCAUAAGCAGCCACCGCAGCACCUGAGCUGCUACUGCCGCUGGCUCAGGACAGCGCUAUGGCUGAGCCUGGUCACAACCCCCAUCCUUCUGCCGGAGGCGGAGAAAGAACCGAAAGGCGCACAUCCCGGCUUCUGUGGCUGUUGCUUUGGGCUGGGACCACCUUCCAGGUGACCCUGGGAACCGGACCCGAGCUUCACGCCUGCAAAGAGUCAGAGUACCAUUUUGAGUACACAGCGUGUGACAGCACAGGUUCCAGGUGGAGGGUCGCCGUGCCACACAGCCCGGGCUUAUGCACCAGCCUCCCAGACCCCGUCAAGGGCACCGAGUGCUCUUUCUCUUGCAAUGCCGGGGAAUUUCUGGAUAUGAAGGACCAGUCCUGCAAGCCCUGUGCAGAGGGCCGCUACUCCCUCGGCACUGGCAUCCGAUUUGAUGAGUGGGAUGAGCUGCCUCAUGGCUUUGCCAGCCUCUCAGCCAACCUGGAGGUCGAUGACAGCAUCUCAGAGUCCACAGAGAACUGCACUUCGUCCAAGUGGGUUCCCCGGGGAGACUACAUCGCCUCCAACACAGAUGAAUGCACAGCCACACUGAUGUAUGCCGUCAACCUAAAGCAGUCGGGCACAGUUAACUUUGAGUACUACUACCCGGACUCCAGCAUCAUCUUUGAGUUUUUUGUCCAGAAUGACCAGUGCCAGCCCAAUGCUGAUGACUCCAGGUGGAUGAAAACUACGGAGAAAGGAUGGGAAUUCCACAGUGUUGAGCUAAAUAGAGGCAAUAAUGUCCUCUAUUGGAGAACCACAGCUUUCUCAGUGUGGUCCAAGGUGUCCAAGCCUGUGCUGGUUAGAAACAUCGCCAUAACAGGUGUGGCUUACACCUCCGAGUGUUUCCCCUGCAAGCCUGGCACAUACGCUGCCAAGCAGGGCUCCCCUUUCUGCAAGCUUUGUCCAGCCAACUCUUACUCAAAUAAAGGAGAAACUUCUUGCCAUCCAUGUGAUGCUGACAAAUACUCAGAAAAAGGAUCUUCCACCUGCAAAGUGCGCCCAGCCUGCACAGACAAGGAUUAUUUCUACACUCACACAGCCUGUGAUGCUCAGGGAGAGACACAGCUCAUGUACAAAUGGGCCAUGCCAAAAAUCUGUGGUGAGGACCUGGAGGGCGCAGUGAAGCUGCCCGCCUCCGGUGUGAAGACCCACUGCCCACCCUGUAACCCAGGCUUUUUCAAAACCAACAACAGCACCUGUGAGCCUUGCCCAUACGGCUCAUACUCCAACGGCUCCGAUUGUACCCACUGCCCAGCAGGAACUGAGCCUGCCGUGGGAUUUGAGUACAAGUGGUGGAACACACUGCCCUCCAACAUGGAAACUACUGUUCUUAGUGGGAUCAACUUUGAAUACAAGGGCCUGACAGGCUGGGAGGUGGCUGGUGACCACAUUUACACAGCUGUCGGAGCCUCAGACAAUGACUUCAUGAUUCUCACUCUGGUUGUGCCAGGGUUUAGACCUCCACAGUCAGUGAUGGCAGACACAGAGAAUAAAGAGGUGGCCAGGAUCACGUUUGUCUUCGAGACCAUCUGCUCUGUGAACUGUGAGCUCUACUUCAUGGUGGGCAUGAAUUCCAGGACCAACACUCCAGUGGAGACGUGGAAAGGCACCAAAGGCAAACAGUCCUAUACGUACACCAUCGAGGAGAAUGCUACUGUGAGCUUCACGUGGGCCUUCCAGAGGACCACCCUCCACGAAACAGGCAGAAAGUAUACCAAUGACGUCGCCAAGAUCUACUCGAUCAAUGUCACCAACGUCAUGGGGGGCGUGGCCUCCUACUGUCGUCCCUGUGCCCUAGAAGCCUCUGAUUUGGGCUCCUCCUGCACCUCUUGUCCUGCUGGCCAUUACAUCAACAGGGAUUCUGGGACCUGCCACCUCUGCCCCUCUAACACCAUCCUGAAAGCUCACCAGCCUUAUGGUGCUCAGGCCUGUGUGCCCUGUGGUCCAGGAACCAAGAACAACAAGAUCCACUCUCUCUGCUACAAUGACUGCACCUUCUCCAGAAACACCCCCAACAGGAUUUUCAACUACAACUUCUCAGCUCUGGCAAGCACCAUCUCUCUGUCAGGAGCGCCCAGCUUCACUUCAAAGGGGCUGAAGUAUUUUCAUCAUUUCACCCUGAGUCUCUGUGGAAACCAGGGGAAAAAAAUGGCUGUGUGCACAGACAAUGUCACUGACCUCCGGAUCCCUGAGGGUGAGGCCGGUUUCUCUAAGUCUGUCUCAGCCUAUGUCUGCCAGGUGGUCAUCAUCCCCUCUGAGGUGAUGGGCUACAAGGCUGGGGUGUCCUCGCAGCCAGUUAGUCUUGCUGACAGACUUAUUGGAGUGUCAACAGACAUGACUUUGGAAGGAAUCGUCUCCCCACUUGAACUUUUUCACCCAGAGACCUCCGGGAUCCCAGACGUAGUCUUCUUUUUUAGAUCCAAUGAUGUGACUCAGUCCUGCAGUUCUGGAAGAUCAACCACCAUUCGCCUCAGAUGCAACCCAAUGAAAGCUGUUCCUGGCUCUCUGCGGCUACCCAGCAUGUGCUCUGAUGGGACCUGUGAUGGCUGUAACUUCCACUUCCUGUGGGAGAGUAUAGCCGCUUGUCCACUCUGCUCGGCCUCUGACUACCACACUUUUGUCAGCAGCUGUGUGGCUGGGAUCCAGAAGACUACUUACGUGUGGCGAGAGCCGAAGUUGUGCUUUGGGGGCAUUUCCCUGCCUGAGCAGAGGGUCACCAUCUGCAAAACGAUUGACUUCUGGUUAAAAGUGGGUAUCUCCGCUGGCACCUGCACCGCCAUCCUGCUCACCGUCCUGACCUGCUACUUUUGGAAGAAGAAUCAAAAAUUAGAAUACAAAUAUUCCAAAUUGGUAAUGAAUGCUACUCUUAAAGACUGCGACCUGCCAGCAGCAGACAGCUGUGCCAUCAUGGAAGGAGAGGACGUAGAAGAUGACCUCAUCUUUACCAGCAAGAAGUCCCUCUUUGGGAAGAUCAAAUCCUUUACCUCAAAGUGAGAGAUAACCCUGGAGACAUCUUAGGGCUAACUGGGACUUCUAGAACUCAGCAAAGACGCAAACCAGGAAUUAUAAUUCUCACAUUCUCUGACUGCAUCUGCAGAGAGCAGGAAGGAACAGAGAAUAUGUUCCUAUGCUCCCACAAAAACUACCGGAAGCAGGAAGUCUAGAGGGUUCCUCUGUCACCCAUUUUCCAUUUCUCUUCUUUGUCCCCUUAAUUUGCCCCUGUGCAGCAGGCAGCUCCUGUCACCGUCUCUCUUUCAGAGGACUCCUGAUGGAUUUGACUCGGUGCCGCUGAAGACGUCUUCAGGAGGCCCAGACAUGGACCUGUAAGAGGCGCCCCCUCCUGCCUCGCCUGCCUCCUCUCCUGGGCACACCACCCUGCAGGCCUGUGGCAAUUUACGUGCCAGCAUCCUGCCCUCCCCGCUGCUGGGAAUCUCUUCAUUGUGGCCUUAUCAGAAGUUUGGAUUUCAGACCCUUGUUUUUUACAGAGUACCCAAACCUUUCUCUCCACUUGCCUCAAACCUACCAAAUAUACCCACACUUCGUGUAUUGUUUCCUUGCUUACAUCUUGUUUUCUAAGACAGUCCACCCACGGGAUCCAUACCCUCAUCUGCCCAGAAUUCUUAGUUUUAAAAAGCAGUUCUUUUUAAGUACAGAAUUGACUUCUGGCCUCCUGUUUGAGGGAGGGAGGAGGUUUUCUGAUGAAGGCUUUCAGCUCAUGAUGUCUUUAGAAGGGAGGCUGUGGCCCGAGGGCGGUCGUCAAGGCAGCCUCAACUCAUUUCUCCUGGGUAAUGAGUUUGAGUAGGGGGCAGUGGACAGUCUGAGGGCAAGGUGGGUGAAGCCUGUGUAAGAGAGACUGGAAAACACAAAGAAAGGCAAGAAAAGGGGGGGGUGUUCAUUCGAUUUUAUAACCGGAUACCUCAUUUCUUUCUCUUUAAAUGAUAAAUAUUCUCACUAAAGGCAGGAAGUUAUUUAUCAAGAACUUGCCCAAAGUCCUAAUAGAGCUAUUCCCCAUGCUUGUUUUUGUCAAAUCUCCCAUCUCUUUAUGACAUUAGAAAGAACCAGGUAAGUCUAGCUCUAUCUUCUAUUGGCUUUACUGGAAGGUAAUAAACACUUGCCAGUGAGGAACACCCCUAUCUGUGAGUGCCUCAGUCCUAGAGGCCUAGAGCAUCAUGGGAUGGAGCAUCUUAUUUAGAAAGAACACAGGGGGCUGAGGUUUAAUGGGGCAGUCUUAGACUCCAGCCCACUGUGGCAUGAACCAGCUAUGGUCAUGAUAUAUUUCUGACUUUAACUUACUUGCUAGGUCACAAAAUUAAAAACUUCUAGACUGACCAGAAAGGAGCUGAGUGUCAGGCAGAUACAAACCAAUCUUCAGGGAGGGAAAGUAGAGAUGUCUUACAAGGCCUGCACCCAGCUGGGACAUUUGUUGCCCCUAAGCCUCUGUCCUGGCUCUGGCCCAUCCCCAUUUCAUUUGUGCACUAAAUAUCUAAAAGACUCCUGGCCUUCAUUUCUGGUGACACUCCUCUGAAAGAUAGAAUAGGUACCAGCUUGCAAGUAGAGUGGGAUUCCUCUUCCCAUUUCCCUUUUACUCCAGCUAUAAUCGGUGAAAAACCUGGAAUAGAAAAACCAGAGAAUAAUUUCCAGUUAAUUUUUCCCCUACUACUGGGAAUUGAUCCUCUUUCAUUCCAUGCCAGAAUAGACAUCUCUUGGUCAAGCCUAAGUUACUUAUGGUCUUCACCUGUGCCCUUUCCCCAGUGAUAGGUGUUUGGUAUAGGACAGAGAGACAUUUCUGAGUGGUUUGUGAGUCACAUAGUGGCUUGUUCAUCUGAUUAGUCAUGGCUGCCCUGGUGAUGGUUUCUAAGAAUCAGAAAGAUAUAAAGCUAUGCCAGGACUUUUGGCCAUCAAAGGCAUCAAUGAUAGACAGCCAAACCUAGAAGCUCUUCUUUGGGUGUCCAAGUUGUCCUUCAUUUUGUGGCUCUCAGAACCUUGACCAUACUGGAAUAUUCUUGACUGGCUAUGUACAUUCAGGCCAUGAGCUCACAGCCAGUCUCCUGCAGCCUCUUGGGUGUCUGCUUCCCAAGGAAUAACUUCUUUCUGUGAUGAAGACCACAAGAGAUACUUAGACUGUUCUGGAAGACAUGGGGAAAGUUUGUCUAUUUGGACAUCUUUAUUCUGACAUCCUGGAAUCCAGUGCUCCUCCUCCCAAGCAUCCUCAAACAGCACUGAUUCAAUGAUAGCAUCUUUCUGGAUCUGUCCCCCUACUCUUUACUGGGAUGGUUCCAAAAGGAAAAGCCUCACCUGCUGCUUCUCUAGCAGCUCAACGACUUCAGAUAAUUUCAGGAUCUCUACUAACACAUAAUUCACACACUCCAUAAGUCACCCUUUCAAAGCAUACAAUUCAGUGACUUUGGGCAUAUCAAUUUUAGUUUUCUGUGCUGAAGAUGAAACCCGGGCUUUCUCACAUGCUAAGCAAAGUGUUCUACCACUGAGCUACACAUUGACCAUGAACAUACAGUUCAGAACACAUACACUAGGUCUGCAAGGGAAAACCACUUUAGUCUUUGAGCCAGGACUGUGGUAGUUUGCACAAACUUUAGGGCCAUAGAGUUGGCUCAAGAGAUUGUGUUUAAUCUUCAUUUGGAUAUGUAGAGUCCUAGAAUACACUAUUUAAUCCUGUAUUUAGUUAUCACCUGUAUUUGGCUGGGAAUACAUAUGAAGAUUGUGGUAUAUCCAAGGCCCAGGGGAUUUCUUAUGCCAUCAAAACUUUUUUUUUUGGUCCAACUAUAUUAAAGAUAAGACUGACUAUAUUUAUACAACAGAAGCUUUGUAAAAGAUUUUUCAGCUUUGUGAAAUCAUAUUUGUGUCUCAUCAAGAUGGUUUGGAUUCCCUUUUUAUUCUGUAUUUCAAGCAUUUAGUUUGUUAGGGAUGGGUGUUGCAUGUCUUUUUUUCCCCAAAAAAUAAAAACAUAUCAUUUGAGCUGUCUUUCUUGAA